CCUUUCUGAUGGAUUCAUGCUGCAGUUUACAGUACAGUAUACACAUGUGUGCUGUAUGAAGAGCUGAUAGACUAAAAGUAAUCAAUAAUAAAUUCAAAUCAUCAUUGUGAAAGACAAAGUGAAGAAAAACACACUGAGUCCAUUCUGAGGCUUCCCAUGUCAAAAUCUUUAAUGCAAUAUGUAAAUUUUAUUUUAUUAAACUAAGAAUACUGAGAAUGAAAGAGGAAGGAAGUUUGCUUUUGGUCUCAGAGCUGCAUGUUGUGUGAACCACUAAAAUACAAACCAGCACCAACCAACACCACCAGCCUGUUCACUCCAGCCUUCACUCUGGAAGAGAGAACUGACUUUUAUCUGUCUUCAUUAUUUUUUGAAAGGCUUGUAUUCCAAAUAAUUCAGCUGUUGAGGUCUCGCUCAUACAAAUGCUGUUACACCUCUUGAUUAGAAAGCUGAAGGAUUCAACAGCCAUGUUGCUGACAGAAGCUGGAUGUGUUUGUCUGGGUUUCAUCCUGCUCAUCUCAGGGGUUCAGGGACAAACAAGCAGCAUCUGUGCAUUAAAAGGUUCAUCAGUGGAUCUGACCUGCUCACCUCAACAUCCCACUUCACCCAUGAAAUGGUACACUGUACACCGGGAUGGAUAUGCAUAUGUUCUGAAUGAACUCGCUGCAGAUGGAAAUCGUGUAACGUACAACAUGUCUGAAGAGAAUCACCCAACUCUAACAAUCAAAGAUGUUAGAGAAAGUGAUCAAAACAGUUAUUGCUGCGGAGAGAAAACCCGGCCAUAUUCCUGCGGGUACGAUCGGAUUCAGCUGCAUGUUGCAGAGCUGCAGGUGAAGGUGAUUCCCACCAAAGAGGGACACACAGUAACACUGAUGUGUAGCACCAGCUGUCCUCUGACUGGAAACCCUGCAGCCUACAUGUGGUACAAGAACAGAGAGUUUCUCUAUCAGGACUGGUCUCCCUGGUACCAACAGCUGGUCAGCAGUGAGGAAGCAGUCAGAUACUCCUGUGCUAUCAAAGGCUACGAGGAUCUCAGAGCCCCUGAAGUCUCAGUGGAUUCUGUCACAUCAAGCUGCUUUAAGGUGACCUAUGCUGGAGGCACAAUGUGUUCUUCUCAGCAGACAUCAGUGGAUGAGCCCUGCUCCAUCACAUAUCCAACAGGUUACGUUUCCUCUAUCCUGAAUUAUACAGUCAGCCAGUGUAGAGAAGCCAGUACAGGAGAAAUAUGAUCUCUAAUGCUGGUU
This is a messenger RNA of Scatophagus argus, 1241 nucleotides long. RefSeq lists its product as uncharacterized. The record is from RefSeq and is a predicted model, not a curated record. NCBI's taxonomy places the organism in Eukaryota, Metazoa, Chordata, Actinopteri, Scatophagidae. The coding region runs from base 420 to 1226 and encodes 268 amino acids. The transcript is spliced from 4 exons.